CAUGGGCAAUACGAGGAACACGACGAGCGCAUGCGCAGUGGUAUCGCCCGGGCGUGUCUGUAACGUUACAUGAGGGACUAGCGGGUAGUGCGAACUACGUUCAUUUUUGCCCCAUAGACUACGAAAAAAGUCUCCCGGCGGCCUGUUCAACCGCGGCCUCUUCCCAGGACCAGAGCAGCGAACGUCGCCAUGACCUCCGCGCUGGAGAACUAUAUUAACCGUACUGUUGCUGUAAUUACUUCAGAUGGUCGGAUGAUUGUGGGAACCCUCAAAGGCUUUGAUCAAACAAUCAACUUGAUUUUGGAUGAAAGCCAUGAAAGAGUGUUCAGUUCUUCACAAGGAGUGGAACAAGUAGUAUUAGGAUUGUACAUUGUAAGAGGAGACAAUGUUGCUGUGAUUGGAGAAAUUGAUGAAGAAACAGACUCAGCCCUUGACCUGGGGAAUAUAAGAGCAGAGCCUUUGAACUCAGUUGUGCACUGAAGAAAAAGGACAAGGAUGUAGUAGGACUUCAUAAAUUUACAGCUGUACAGAACUAUUUAUAGGCUGGCAUGGCUACUUUUUUUACAAAUACUGUGUAAUAACUUGGAUAUUUGGUAAUUUUUAUUUUGAACAGUAUGGUUUCAUAUGUAUAUUAAAUUCUACAUUUUAUUGAAAA
Molecule: messenger RNA, 655 nt
Organism: Pogona vitticeps (central bearded dragon)
Lineage: Eukaryota; Metazoa; Chordata; Lepidosauria; Squamata; Agamidae
Gene: LSM8
Product: LSM8 homolog, U6 small nuclear RNA associated
Biological process (GO): mRNA splicing, via spliceosome
Cellular component (GO): precatalytic spliceosome; U6 snRNP; U4/U6 x U5 tri-snRNP complex
Molecular function (GO): mRNA binding
Source: RefSeq, a predicted model, not a curated record